Pocillopora damicornis (cauliflower coral) is the source of this 2010-nucleotide messenger RNA. RefSeq names its product protein mab-21-like 2. The record is from RefSeq and is a predicted model, not a curated record. Lineage: Eukaryota; Metazoa; Cnidaria; Anthozoa; Scleractinia; Pocilloporidae.
AACCAGGCAACAGUCGCCGAAAGUUUCAAUAUCGCAAGCAAUAACACGCAGGCGGUGGGCGGUCUGUGUUUAGAAAGUUUAAUAAGAUAGGUAAAUGACUCGGCAUACAGCAAAGAGAUGCAAAAGGGCUUUGGUUUAGCCGAUAAAAUUGAAAACAUUGCGACCGCCUUACCUGCUGAAUUUUUCCAAGAACGUAUUCUAGGCAUGCGGAGAAUUUGUUUUUAAGUGCUUGUUUUUGAAGGGGACAGAGUUCAGCGUUCGUGAGGGACAGCUGUGGUCGCGAUUUGCGCUCUUUCGCGGCCCAUAAUUUACUCAAGAUUGUUGACCCCCGGUAUUUUAUUGGUGGAGAGUCGGUCCUGCUUAUUGUUCCAGAGAUUAAUAGCCGCUGACAGCUUCAAUUGGUCCAACUGUGUCACGUUAAUACUACAGACUGGAAAGUAGUCGCCUUAAAACGCAUCCGUCGAACAGACAACGCAUCGGAGUGCCGAUCGCAUGCGGUACUCUCACUCCUACUAAUGAUGGCUUCUGUAUUUCCUGAACGCCGUGCGAGUUUACAAAAGUUUGUCAACACCCGGGUACACAGGCGGAAAACCGAGCUUUAUAAAACCAUAACAAACAUUUGUUCAGUGGUUCAGGAGUUAUUGAAGCAUGUGGAAGGCCUAGAGCCACGCUUCAUCUCGUCUCUGAAACUCGUGGAUGGAAGAUAUCAAGGGGUUAGAGCAUUAUCUCCCCGCAACUUCGAAGUGCAUUUAUACCUGAAUCAAAUGGGAGUUUUUAAUUUUAUCGAUGAAAGCUGCCCGCCCGGCUGUGCAAUGUUGAAACUCAGUGAUGAACGGAAGCGCUCCAUGUCUCUUUGGACAGAGUUUAUAACGGCUUCUGGCUACCUGUCCGCUAGAAAAGUGCGCUCGCGGUUCAUAUCUUUAGUCGCGGAGGCAAUACGGCGCGGAGAACUUCAGAAUCAAAUUCGCGUCAACGUAGACAAUCAUUUCUCGGCGAAACUCACAGUUUUGGAGCGUUACACUGUAGAGCUGAUCCCAGCGUUUCGUUGCGGCUCUAUCUGGCCGCAGAACGGAUGUUGUUGGCCAAAUCCUGAUACUAUAUGGCCUCCACAGCCGGUAAUAGCCGGCAUUAAGCUACGAGGGUUUUCGUUGCUGGCACGAGAUCCGUAUCCGAGUGUCAAAGGCGCAGGGUCUGAAGGUGAUGCCUGGCUACUGUGCUUCUAUGACGCCGAGGACAUGCUCUUCGCAAACGGCGGGCGAAGGUUGUGUCUUAGCAUGUUGAAAACUUUGUACGACAAGCACCUUGAUUUACCCGGAAAGCCGUUGGAAUAUGUACAUCUAGUGAUGCUGUUACUCUUUGAAUGCGAAAAGCAUCCCAGAGAAACAGAAUGGACCGACGAAUCGCUUAUUGAUCGCAUCAAUGGUAUUCUUCUGCAGCUCGUGUCCUGCCUGCAGUGUCGAAGGUGCCCCCAUUUCUUCCUGAAGGGAGUGGACUUGUUUGGCUGUAAGCCAAAGCAGGCUUUAGACAUGGCGGCAAAACAGGCUUGGAAUAUCGCGCGGGAUAUCGCCACUAACCCUGGAAGUUUCGAUAUCCUGUAGAGGAACCUAAGGCUCCCGGCAUACAAAAUAUUGUAGUUUAUUAAAACUCUGACGUCAAUUGUUUGCCGUAGGGACAUGGGCUGUUUUGAUUUAAGUUUAGUGUCUUUUUGAUGUAGGAAAUGCUUUUUUGAUUGAAAAAAAAUGAGCAUUUAAUUUUUUUUUUUGCCCAAAGGUUCUGAAAGCCAGGUGUUGAAAUUCGUAUUUGUUGAGGUUCAAAAUGUUCAUUUUGUUAAUUAUUUUCCUUUGUUUGAGGGUCUGGUUAUGUGUGAUAAGAAGUUUGAAACAAAGGGAAAAAAGGCAAAAUCUAAAUCAUGGAUAAAAUUGAACCACGACGAGAAGAAUAAUUGGUAUUGAAAAACAUAUUCUCGAAAUUUUGAAUAGGUAACUUUUCAUGCACCUUAGCUGAAGGCUA